Molecule: messenger RNA, 833 nt
Organism: Daldinia loculata
Lineage: Eukaryota; Fungi; Ascomycota; Sordariomycetes; Xylariales; Hypoxylaceae
Product: ESCRT-II complex, vps25 subunit
Exons: 2
Coding region: 160-798 (212 amino acids)
Biological process (GO): protein transport to vacuole involved in ubiquitin-dependent protein catabolic process via the multivesicular body sorting pathway
Cellular component (GO): ESCRT II complex
Molecular function (GO): structural molecule activity; protein homodimerization activity
Source: RefSeq, a predicted model, not a curated record
GCCAAACAUCGGCUCCAUAUCAACUCCCGCUACAACAACUACUAUACCUAUACCUAUACCAAUUCACAACCAAGACCACCCCUACCUACCUUACGAUCCCAUCGCCAUCCUUCAUCAAUCUACUCACCCCUAAACCGACUCUCCUCCAUCCAUCUCACCAUGUCCUCCACACCCACACCCACACCCACAACAACAAACCUCCCCUCCCAACCCCCGCCCCCCUUCGACUUCCCCCGCGAAUACCACUUCCCCCCCUUCUUCACCCGCCAAACAAACCUAACAACGCACCACUCCCAACUCGAAAAGUGGUCCUCCCUCAUCCUCUCCUACGCCCGCCAACACCGCAUCUUCCGCCUCUCCCUGUCCUACGACGGAUCUCCCUACGAAGACCUCUUCCGCAACCGCAAGCUAGGCCGGUCGUUGCGCUUAUCCGACGCCAGGGAGAUAUUCGAGUUCAUGCGCAAGGAGGGUCGGGCGGAGCCGGUCGCGAGCGGGAAAGACGGUAGUGGGGGGAGUGGUGGGAGUGGGAGUGGAAAUGGAGGGGCGGCGGGCGAUGUGUACUGGGUGUACUGGCGGACGCCGGAGGAGUGGGCGGGUUUGAUCGAGGCGUGGGUUGACGAGACGGCGCAGAAGGGCGCUGUGUUGACGUUGUAUGAGUUGACGGAUGGGGAGGGGACUAGGGGGACUGAAUUCUACGGUCUCGACCCCGACCUCCUCCAAAAAGCGCUACAAGUCCUCGUCAGGCGCGGCAAAGCACAAAUCUUCGGACAAGACCAGCAAGGUGUCAAGUUCUUCUAAGCACGCACCAACCCAAGUCCAAGUCCAAGUCCAAG